AUGAGAGAAAAAACCAAAGUACCGAGUAUCAUAGCAUUUCCGGCAGCAGGGUGGAUUUUUGGAAUAGUAUUGCAAAUACAAUCAACGAACGAUGUAACCACCUAUACAAGAUAUCAAUCGACGUUAAAAUGCAAACGUGAAGAAUCGGAAGUUUUAAGCGAGAUUGUAAAAAGUGCAAUAAGGGAAGAAUUCUCCCGAAAAAAGCUUGCUGAGAUGAUACAAACAUCAGCUCUUUCGGAAACAAAAGCAAGAAAUAUAAUUGAAUGUUACGAAUUAAAAUCUUUUGAAAUAUCGGCGGAAGACUUUCAACCUAUUGAACCCAUACAAUAUCGGCCAUUCUUAUGGGAUAUGGAAAAUGAUGAAGCUCACCAAAUGUCCGAAGUUGAGAAAUGGUUUAAGAAAGCAUUGGAUCUACCAAGAGAUUUUCAUGUAAAGGAUGUCCAUACACGAAAUUAUCAACGACAUUUACAAACUGCCAAUGUCAUUUUAACAGGUGGUGUCGUUAUUUCUAUUGGACCAAGUAAUACCCCUUGCGUUUUGAUUGAAACUAAGAAAAAGAAGGAGAAUUUUAAAUUGGGUCAAGUUAUCGGAGAAUUAUUAAUAAUGGAUAAAGCGUACGCCCCAAACCCUAUGUCUGUCGUAACUGAUUGUAAUGACAAUUGGAUUAUUUACUUUUUUUGGGGGGAAGAGAAUAAGGAUUGUUAUUUAGCAUCAUCUAUAAUUGAUGACCGCAGUGUUGCUUUGGCAAUAAUUAAACAGUUCGUACUUGCUGAAGGAAGAACUUAUUUAGAGUUACUCGGAAAAAAUAUAACAUAUCAAACGGAUUUACCCAAACCACUUACAAAGAGAGCAAAGCUUCUUGAAUCCAUACCCGAAGAGGUUGAUGAUAGAAUGGGAGACAUAAUCGAUGAUAUGACUGAAAAAGAAUUGUUUAACAUGUCAAUGCGCAGAAGAUUAAAAUUAGCGAAAAAUAUUGUUGGGGUAGAGGAACAUCCAGCUAUAGAUCAGUUGAUUAGGCAGUUUAGCGAUAAUUAUGAGAAUCCACCAUCACCGAUAAUGUUCACAUGA
Acaulospora morrowiae is the source of this 1068-nucleotide messenger RNA. NCBI's taxonomy places the organism in Eukaryota, Fungi, Glomeromycota, Glomeromycetes, Diversisporales, Acaulosporaceae. The record is from the annotation of a GenBank genome assembly.